AUGAGUGCUAAAUCCUUGGAUCUCACGACAACUCCCUGCGCAGACUGUGGGAAAACAUCAACCAAAGAUGAAGCGAUGAUAGCCUGCGACGGAUGCGAUCGCUGGCUCCACAUCCGUUGUGUUGGAUUAACGACGGCGCCGAAGAAAGACAAGAAAUGGUUCUGCAAGGAGGCUACCUGUCAAGCGGUGUUUCUGGAGUACCAGAAACAGAAGAAAGCAUCUCGCACCAAGAAAAUCGCUGAGGAGUUUGACCGACUGAGUCAAAAAUCCUCCGAUUGCCAGCCUCCGGCCCUGUCCCCGGCAGUCGAAGAAAAACUCAAAGCAAUGGAAGCGGAAAAGAUACGUCUGGAAGAAGAGAUGGAUGCCGAAUUAUUGCUGCGUGAGAAAGAGAUGGAGAUGAAGAAUGCGCUGAAGGCUAGGAGAAUGCGAAUAGAGCGAGAGCUGCGUGAGAAAGAGCUGGAAAAGGACCGGCUGCUUCGCGAGAAGGAAAUCGAAGAAAAGGAAAUCCAACUUCAGAAAGAGCUGCAGGAGAAGGAAGAUCACCUGAUCCGUAUGAAGGAAAUGGAGAAAGCAUAUCGCGAAAGGAUGUCCGCCGUUGACAAGCAACUACACAAAGCGGAGAUCGUCGAGUGCAAGAAGAAGGAUGUUCCGGAAUCAGUCCGGCCACAAGAGGGACCCUCCGGAAUGUCGAAACCUCCAGUAGUCAGCAAAUUGACAGAAGCAAACUUGAAGCUUCUCACGGAGCGCGAAGAAGAUGUCAGCGAAGAAGAAGAAAGUUCGGACAGCAGUGACGCAGAAUCAUCCCUCGGCAAAGAAGGUGGAACGGAGAUCACCAGCGCUUCCCAAACUGGACAGCGGCGUACUGGACCGAGCAAGGCACAACUUUCCGCCAGAAGUGGACUCACAAGAAAGCUCCCUGCCUUCUCUGGUAAACCAGAAGAACGGCCUCUGUUUUUCGGAGCGUAUCAGGCGUCGAACGAAGCUUGCGGCUAUACGGAAGUGGAGAAUUUGGUGAGACUCCAAGACAGCCUGAAAGGCGCAGCGCUGGAGGCUGUACGUGGACAGCUACUACUUCCCAAGUCGGUUCCCAGAGUGAUCGCCAAACUCCGUCAGUUGUACGGGCGUCCAGAGCAGUUGCUCCAAAGCCAUCUGGAUAAGGUCCGCAAGCUUGAAUCUCCGCGAGCCGACAAGUUGGCUACAUUCAUCCCCUUCGGAAAUGCCGUUGAACAACUUUGCGAGCAUCUAGAAGCGGCGGAACUCACACUUCACUUGGUGAACCCGAUUCUUAUCCAGGAUCUGGUUAGCAAGCUUCCGGACGGCGAGAAGCGUCAGUGGGUGCAGUACAAGAAGAAGAAGAAGGUGGUUACACUGCGGACCUUCACAGAUUUCGUGGCGGGAAUUGUAUCGGAUGCGUGCGAGGCAAAUGUCAGCUUCGAUUACAAGCCGGAUGCCAGAUCUACCGCUGGUGCCAGCGGACGAAGCAAACCAGCAAAAGAGAAAGGCGCGUUAUAUAGCCACAGUGAAGUGAGUCGAUCGGGAUCCAUUGCUCCAGAAGAUCGAAUGAAAGUCGUGACCAAAUGGAAGCUGUGCAACAUUUGUCUUAAUGAUCACAGCGGACAGUGCCGUUUUAAGAUUCGGUGCAACGUGGAUGACUGCAGAGAACAGCAUAAUCCACUACUUCAUCCGGUCGUAAGUGUGGUUGGCAUGAGUGCGCACAUCAGAACCAGCAGCUCGAUGAUGUUCCGGAUGAUUCCAGUACAACUGUAUUGCGGCGAAAGGUCACUGACUGUACUUGCAUUUCUGGAUGAGGGUGCCUCGGUGACGCUGAUUGAGAACGGCUUGGCUGAGCGGCUGGGGCUGACUGGAGUAAAGGAGAAGCUCACUAUCAACUGGACGUCCGACAUUUCCCGCGUAGAGAAAAAUUCAAGUCGCGUGAAUAUGUGGACCUCUGCAGUAGGCGGAAGGAAUCCCGAGAAAUUUCUGAUGCAGACGGUUAACACGGUGGAAAAGCUCAUGUUAGCACACCAAACGUUGGACGCCGUUGAAAUGUCGGCACAGUACAAGCAUAUGCGAGAUUUGCCGAUCGCAUCCUACAAUGGCCGACCAGGAGUACUAAUAGGGAUUAAAAAUAUCCAUGCGUUUGCUCCACUAGAAGCGAGGAUCGGAACGACAAAGGAGCCAAUUGCUGUACGUUGUAAACUCGGUUGGACUGUCUACGGACCUCGGCAAGCGGAUUCAACGUCGACUAGCGGCUACCACCACGGAAUAUCCAAUGAAGAACUCCAUGAUAUUCUAAAGAGUCACUAUGCGCUGGAAGAAUCUGUGGUGAAAGUGGAGAAAGAGUCGGCCGAAGAUCAACGAGCUCGGUCGAUCAUGGAAAGUACUACGAAGCGAGUGGGACAGCGCUUUGAGACAGGGCUGCUCUGGAAAACGGACGAAGUAAGCUUACCGGACAGCUACCCAAUGGCAUUGAAACGCUUGAAGCAGUUAGAACGGAAGUUGGAAAGGUCUCCGGAAUUAUACCAAAACGUCCGUCAGCAGAUUGCAGAGUACCAGACGAAAGGAUAUGCUCAUCUAGCCACUGAAGAAGUGUUGAGCGGUACCGAUAGUGAUAAAGUGUGGUAUCUUCCGCUAAAUGUCGUCGUAAAUCCCAAGAAACCCGGGAAAGUUCGACUCGUCUGGGACGCAGCGGCAUCCGUCCAAGGGGUUUCGCUAAAUUCACUGUUGUUGAAGGGGCCCGAUCUACUCGUGCCACUAAUAUCGGUGAUCACUGGCUUUCGCGAAAGGAGAAUUGCCUUUGGUGGAGACAUCCGAGAGAUGUAUCACCAACUAAAGAUCAUCCAUGAAGAUAAGCAAGCCCAACGUUUCCUUUUCCGAAACGAUAGCAGCAAACCGCCGGAAGUAUAUGUCAUGGACGUCGCUACCUUUGGUUCGACGUGCUCCCCGGCAUCAGCACAGUUCAUCAAGAACCGGAAUGCGACAGACCAUGCAGUGCAGUAUCCAGAAGCAGCAGCAGCCAUUAUAGAUCGACAUUACGUCGACGACUAUUUCGACAGUGUCGAUACAACCGAGGAGGCGAUACAGCGAGCUGAACAGGUGAAGUACAUUCACGAACGAGUCCUAGCGGCUCUGGGAGAAGACUGCUCAUUUGGACAGGGAAAGGUGGCUUUCCAGCAAAACAAACAGUCAUCCAACGAACGUGUACUUGGAGUAUUCUGGGACCUGGGCCAAGACAUGUUCGCCUUUUCCGUUUCGCACCGUGAGGAGAUUGAACAGUACCUGUACAACGAUAAGCGGCCCACGAAGAGAAUCGUUUUGAGCUGUGUGAUGGGACUUUUCGAUCCACUAGGCUUGCUAUCACCAUUCACGGUUCAUGGCAAGGUCAUCAUUCAACAUCUUUGGCGAAGUGGAUGCGAUUGGGACCAAGACAUCGAUGACCAGAAUUGGAGUAGGUGGAAGCAGUGGACGGAACUACUUGCGAAAGUGGAGGCCGUACGAAUCCCGAGAUGUUAUUUGGGGGACGCUGUGUCUUCGUCGAUAGAAUCGCUUGAGUUGCACGUCUUCACAGAUGCAAGCGAGCACGCUUAUGGUUGCGUGGCAUAUCUGCGGUCAACAAUCGUUGGUACAGUGAGGUGCAGCUUGGUCAUGUUUCGGGCAAAAGUAGCUCCCCUGAAGCGGCAGUCGAUCCCGAGACUCGAAUUGAUGGCUGCGGUCCUGGGAGCCCGAAUGAGCCAAACGAUAGUCGGAACGCAUUCGCUACCGAUCGAUCGAACCAUUCUCUGGACCGACUCACGAACCGUAUUGUCGUGGCUGCAGUCAGACCAACAUAGAUUCAAGCAAUUCGUCGCGUUCAGAGUUGGGGAAAUUUUGGAAAUAACAGGAUCGCGAGACUGGAGAUGGGUGCCGAUGAAGCAGAAUAUUGCGGACGUACUCACGAAAAUCGACCACGGAGUCCUGGUGAGCCGUAUAAGCGGAUCGCCUGUGCUAGAUGAAGAAGGCGUCCUGAGAGUAAGAGGUCGGUUGGAGAAAAACGAGGAGCUUCCCUUCGACAAGCGAUUUCCGAUCAUCCUAUCAGGGCGACAUGACAUUACGAAGAAACUAAUUCUGCAUUACCACAACAAGUUCGGUCAUGCAAACAGAGAGACCGUAUUCAAUGAACUGCGGCAAAAGUUCUGGAUACCGAAGGCCCGCUCUGCUAUCCGACAGGCGACGAAGGAGUAUAUGUGGUGCAAAGUAAAUCGCUGCAAACCGUGUGUGCCGAUGAUGGCGCCGCUACCAGUUCAGCGCACCACUCCCCAUUUACGACCCUUUAGUGCAGUUGGUGUUGACUAUCUUGGUCCAGUCGAAGUAUCAGUUGGGCGUAGAAAGGAAAAGAGAUGGAUUGCAGUAUUCACCUGUAUGGCCGUGAGAGCUGUGCAUCUCGAUGUGGUACACAGUUUGAGCACACAAUCAUGCUUGAUGGCCAUCAGACGAUUCGCGUGCAAGCGUGGCGCUCCAGAGCAAAUCUUUUCAGAUAACGCGACGUGCUUCAGAGGAGCAGAUGCGGUGAUUAGGAAGACUAUACGGAACAUCAAUAAAGAGUGUGCGGAAAAACUAAUAUCGGCUGUCACAUCGUGGCACUUCAAUCCCCCCGGUACUCCGCACAUGGGAGGUAUCUGGGAACGGAUGGUUAGAUCCGUUAAAGGGCUCUGA
This is a messenger RNA of Aedes albopictus (Asian tiger mosquito), 4692 nucleotides long. RefSeq lists its product as uncharacterized. Gene Ontology annotation, biological process: DNA integration. NCBI's taxonomy places the organism in Eukaryota, Metazoa, Arthropoda, Insecta, Diptera, Culicidae. The transcript is spliced from 4 exons. Gene Ontology annotation, molecular function: nucleic acid binding. The coding region runs from base 1 to 4692 and encodes 1563 amino acids. The record is from RefSeq and is a predicted model, not a curated record.